Messenger RNA from Pollicipes pollicipes, 3141 nucleotides. RefSeq names its product 2-oxoglutarate dehydrogenase, mitochondrial. The record is from RefSeq and is a predicted model, not a curated record. Gene Ontology annotation, cellular component: oxoglutarate dehydrogenase complex; mitochondrion. The transcript is spliced from 23 exons. Gene Ontology annotation, molecular function: oxoglutarate dehydrogenase (succinyl-transferring) activity; thiamine pyrophosphate binding. Lineage: Eukaryota; Metazoa; Arthropoda; Thecostraca; Pollicipedomorpha; Pollicipedidae. Bases 57 to 3086 code for a protein of 1009 amino acids. Gene Ontology annotation, biological process: tricarboxylic acid cycle.
GCGCCGCCGCCGCAGAACCCUUCAUCAACGGCACAUCCUCCAGCUACGUCGAGGAGAUGUACGUCCAGUGGCUGCGAGACCCGGCUGCCGUGCACGCGUCGUGGGACGCGUACUUCUCGCGGGCGGCGGGCGGCGCCGGGCCGGGCGCCGCCUAUAUCGCGCCGCCGUCGCUGGCAGCGCCGUCUGCCAACUCGCUGCCUGUGUCGGCGCUCGUGCCGAAGGGUGGCCGUGCCAGCCUGCCCGGCAUGGCCGUCAGCGAGAACACCAUCGCCGAUCACCUCAGCGUGGUGGGCGUCAUUAGGAGCUAUCAGAUUCGUGGCCACCUAGUGGCGCGGCUGGACCCGCUGGAGAUCGAGCGCAAGCCGGUGGAGACCGCCUCUGAGAUCGUCGUCAGGGGCUACAUGAAGAACUUCGACGAGGAGGACAUGGACACGGUGUUCCAGCUGCCCUCCUCCACCUUCAUCGGCGGCAGCCAGAAGGCGCUGCCUCUCCGCGAGAUCGUCGACCGCCUGGAGCAGGCGUACUGCCGGAGCAUCGGCGUCGAGUACAUGUACAUCAACGACCUGGAGCAGUGCAACUGGAUCCGGCACAAGAUCGAGACGCCCGGCAUCAUGCAGUUCAGCAACGACGAGAAGCGGCUGAUCCUGGCGCGCGUCGCUCGGGCCAGCGGGCUGGAGUCGUUCCUGGCGCGCAAGUUCUCCUCGGAGAAACGGUUCGGCCUGGAGGGCGGCGAGGUGCUGAUCCCGGCCAUGAAGCACAUCAUCGACGUCUCGUCCGCCAUGGGCGUCGAGUCGUUCGUCAUGGGCAUGCCUCACCGCGGCCGUCUGAACGUGCUGGCUAACGUGUGCCGGAAGCCGCUGGAGCAGAUCUUCGCCCAGUUCGCCGCGCUGGAGGUGGCCGAUGAGGGCUCCGGUGACGUCAAGUACCACCUGGGCACGUACAUCGAGCGGCUGAACCGGCUGACCAACCGUAAUGUGCGGCUGGCCAUCGUGGCCAACCCGUCCCACCUGGAGGCCGUCGACCCGGUGGUGCAGGGCAAGACCAAGGCCGAGCAGUUCUACAGGGGCGACAACGACGGCAACAAGGCCAUGUCCAUCCUGCUGCACGGCGACGCGGCCUUCUCGGGCCAGGGCGUGGUGUACGAGACGAUUCACCUGUCCGACCUGCCCGCCUACACCACCCACGGCACCAUCCACAUCGUGGUCAACAACCAGAUCGGCUUCACCACCGACCCGCGCCUCACCCGCUCGUCGCCCUACUGUACGGACGUGGCGCGCGUCGUGAACGCCCCCAUCUUCCACGUCAACGGAGACGACCCGGAGGCUGUGAUGCACGUGUGCAAGAUCGCCGCCGAGUGGCGCAACACCUUCCACAAGGACGUCGUCAUCGACAUCGUUUCGUACCGGCGCAACGGCCACAACGAGAUAGACGAGCCCAUGUUCACCCAUCCGUUCAUGUACAACAAGAUUCGCAAGAUGCCCAACAUCACCGAGAAGUACGCUCAGAAGCUGAUUGACGAGGGCACCGUCAACGCCGAAGAAGUCAAGGACGUGAUCGACCGGUACGAGAAGAUCUGCGAGGAGGCGCUGGAGGCCUCCAAGAAGGAGACGCAGAUCUACAACAAACACUGGAUUGACUCCCCGUGGUCCGGCUUCUUCGAGGGCAAGGACCCGCUGAAGAUGUCGCCGACCGGCGUGGUGGAGGAGACGCUCACCCACAUCGGCAAGCGGGUGUCGUCGGCGCCCCCCAACGCCGUCGACUUCGUCAUCCACCGCGGCCUGCAGCGCGUGCUCAACUCCCGGAUGGAGAUGGUGGAGGGGCGCACCGUCGACUGGGCGCUGGCCGAGGCCAUGGCGUUCGGCUCGCUGCUCAAGGAGGGCUUCCACGUGCGCCUGUCGGGUCAGGACGUGGAGCGGGGCACCUUCAGCCACCGUCACCACGUGAUGCAUCACCAGAAGGUGGACAUGGCCACCUACCGACCGCUCUGCUACCUGUACCCCGACCAGGCCCAGUACACCGUCUGCAACUCGUCACUCUCCGAGUUCGGAGUGCUCGGUUUUGAGCUCGGCUUCAGUUUGACCAACCCGAAUGCCCUGGUCUGCUGGGAGGCGCAGUUCGGCGACUUCUGCAACACCGCGCAGGUGAUCAUCGACCAGUUCAUCGCCUCGGGCCAGGCGAAGUGGGUGCGGCAGUCGGGCCUCACGCUCCUGCUGCCCCACGGCAUGGAGGGCAUGGGUCCAGAGCACAGUUCGGCGAGACUGGAGCGGUUCCUGCAGAUGUGCUCCGACGACCCCGAGUACUUCCCGCCGUUCGCCGCCGACGAGUUCGCCAUCAGGCAGCUGCACGACUGCAACAUGAUCGUGGCCAACUGCAGCAUGCCCAGCAACUACUUCCACAUCCUGCGGCGCCAGGUGCACAUGCCGUUCAGGAAGCCGCUGAUCCUGAUGACGCCCAAGUCUCUGCUGCGCCACCCGCGCGCCCAGAGCAGCUUCGACACUAUGUGCAGCGGCACAGAGUUCAUGAGAGUGCUGCCGGACACGGGCGUGGCGGCGCAGAACCCGGCGGGGGUGCGGCGUGUCAUCUUCUGCAGCGGCAAAGUCUACUUCGACCUGGAGAAGGCCCGCGAGGAUCGCGGCCUCCAGGACAAGGUGGCCAUCGUCCGGCUGGAGCAGCUGUCACCGUUCCCGUUCGACGAGGUGAAGCAGCAGCUGGACCUGUACCCGGCCGACGCCGACAUCAUCUGGACGCAGGAGGAGGCCAAGAACAACGGCGCCUGGGCGUACAUCGAGCCGCGCUUCGAGACCACCGCCGCCAAGGCCAAGAUCAUCAGGUCCGAGUCGCCUCAGGCAGCGGAUCCGCUGCCGGCCUCUGGCACCUCUUGGUUUUGGCGUUUGUUCGGCCGGUCGGCCCCGAUGGAGCCGAGAGUGGGGCCCCAGCCGCCGGCCAGGCCCCCGCCCCCGUGCACGCCUGCCAGACGCAUCCGGUACGUGGGCAGAAACUGCGGCGCCUCGCCGGCCACCGGCAGCAAGACAGCGCACACCAAGGAGCUGGACGGUCUGCUGAGUGGCUCGUUCGCCGACCUAUAGCGGCCGCCGCGCGCCGCUCCGUAGUGGCCGCGCUCGGCCGUAGUCCGCCGGCGGA